UGGUUUGUUGGUGGCAUAAAAAGAAAUGAGGCCCAAGACUUGUUACUUGAGAGGAACUCGACAGGUGCCUACACCCAGAGAGAUGGGGCCUUCCUUGUUAGACCCAGUGAAGCUGUCAAAGGAGAUUUUUCUGUUUCUGUCAAAUUUGCAGAUCAAGUUCAACAUUUUAAAAUCUUGAGAGAUACUGGUGGUUACUAUGUCUGGUCCACCAGGUUUGACUCCAUCAAUGAGCUGAUCAAAUUUCACAGAACAUCAUCCAUCAGUCGAACUCAAACAAUUUAUUUACAAGAUAUGAACAGGGUUUGUUGGGUUUUCACACUUUAUUCUUAA
This is a messenger RNA of Helobdella robusta, 330 nucleotides long. RefSeq lists its product as hypothetical. The record is from RefSeq and is a predicted model, not a curated record. The transcript has 2 exons. Lineage: Eukaryota; Metazoa; Annelida; Clitellata; Rhynchobdellida; Glossiphoniidae. The annotation marks the transcript as partial.